Molecule: messenger RNA, 442 nt
Organism: Caretta caretta (loggerhead turtle)
Lineage: Eukaryota; Metazoa; Chordata; Testudines; Cheloniidae
Product: protein p13 MTCP-1-like
Molecular function (GO): protein serine/threonine kinase activator activity
Source: RefSeq, a predicted model, not a curated record
AUGCAGGCUAUUCCUCCUCCUGACCGACUAUGGGCCUGGUGCCCAGGCGUAUACCACGAUGAGCAGGGCCGUGUGUGGGUGGCUGUGCUCAGAAAAGAUCCAGAGACGGGUAUCCUGUGGGCCAGGGUGCGGGCUGAGCAGGUCCCUCUGGGGGAUUCCUGGACCCGGAGUCAGUUCCCCCUCUCACCCCUACCCCAUCUGUGGCAGUGGUGCCCUUGUGGACUCUACCGUGCAGCUGGGGGGAUAGGAGAAGAUGAAUGGUGGCUGGAGAGCCAUCAGGUGGUCUCUGGUGUCCCAGAGAUACUUCUCCGCCAACUACACAGAUGAGGCCAUAGCAAAGUAAAUACCUGAGGCUGGCAGCACCUCUUGGGAGCAGGCCUGGUUUGAGAGUUUUAAAUAUAUAUACUUUCUAACUCUCUUUCUUUCCCUCAUUUUUUCUUUG